Molecule: messenger RNA, 1640 nt
Organism: Aspergillus fijiensis CBS 313.89
Lineage: Eukaryota; Fungi; Ascomycota; Eurotiomycetes; Eurotiales; Aspergillaceae
Product: Gfo/Idh/MocA family protein
Exons: 5
Coding region: 294-1535 (413 amino acids)
Biological process (GO): NADPH regeneration
Cellular component (GO): cytoplasm
Molecular function (GO): nucleotide binding; oxidoreductase activity
Source: RefSeq, a predicted model, not a curated record
CAAGUUAUGGUCUGUCUAGAACACUCAAAGUUACCUCAGCCAUCACGAGUAUCUUCUUUCUUCCGCCCAGAACAUCAUUGAUUGAUGCAAUUGUCCGUACCAGAAAUCCCUCCCUCCCUCCUUCUUUCCUCCACGUCGGCUAUUGAACCCCGCAGGUCUCCAGUCCAGUGGAUAAAUCCUCCUGACACCCAUCUCUUCUACUGAAUUCUGGUUUCUUUUCUUCUGCUCAUUUUUCACGGCCACAAUCCUCACCUCUUCCUCCAGUUCCUCCCCCCCUUUUACAUUACACAAAAAUGGCUCCUCCCGCUGUGUUGAUGGUAGGAACGGGCGAGUACACCACCGGCUACGUCGGUGGUGCUGCCUCGACCUCUGACAAGAAAGUCGGUGUCGUGGGUCUGACGCUGUUCGACCUGCGUCGUCGGGGCAAAGUGGGCGAUUUGAGCAUGGUUGGAGUAUCCGGCUCCAAGUUCCCAGGCAUCCGCGACCACCUCCACCGCAACAUCUCGCAAGUCUACAACAACCUGGACACCAGCUUCACCUCGUUCCCGGCGGACCACACGACGGACCCAGAAGCGUACAAGGCGGCCAUCGACGCGCUGCCAGCGGGGUCGGCGAUCACGAUCUUCACGCCGGACCCGACGCACUACCCAAUCGCGCUGUACGCGAUCCAGCGGCGGAUCCACGUGCUGAUCACGAAGCCGGCGACGCAGCUGCUGCGCGACCACCUGGACCUGCUGGCGGAGUCGCGCAAGCACGGGGUGCUGGUGUUCAUCGAACACCACAAGCGGUUCGACCCGGCGUACAGCGACGCGCGGGCCAAGGCGGCGCGCCUGGGCGACUUCAACUACUUCUACAGCUACAUGAGCCAGCCCAAGUCGCAGCUGGAGACCUUCAAGGCCUGGGCCGGCAAGGACUCCGACAUCUCCUACUACCUCAACUCCCACCACAUCGACAUCAACGAGAGCAUGGUCCCGGACUACCAGCCCGUCAAGGUCACCGCCAGCGCCGCCACCGGCACUGCCACCGAGCUGGGCUGCGUCAACCAGACCGAGGACACCAUCACCCUGCUGGUCGAGUGGCGCAAGAAGGACGGCAGCGGCCGCUUGGCCACCGGCGUGUAUACCGCCAGCUGGACGGCGCCGCAGAAGGCCGGCGUCCACUCGAACCAGUACUUCCACUACAUGGGCUCCAAGGGUGAAGUCCGCGUGAACCAAGCCAAGCGUGGCUACGACGUCACCGAAGAUGAGCAGGGAUUGAUCUGGGUGAACCCCUUCUACAUGAAGUACGCCCCGGACGAAGAGGGCAACUUCGGCGGCCAGACCGGCUACGGAUACAUCAGCUUCGAGAAGUUCAUCGAUGCUGUCACCGCCCUCAACGAGGGUCGCGUAACUCUAGACCAAUUGGACGCCAGACCCCUGCCCACACUGCAGAACACCAUCGCCACGACGGCGAUCCUGCACGCCGGUCGCGUCUCCUUGGAUGAGAAGCGGUCGGUCGAGAUCGUCAGUGCCGACGGCCAGUGGGAGUUGAAGUAAAACUUAUAAACCCAUUUUUCCUCUGACGAUGACGAUGAUGAAUGCAGACCAGUGUAUAUAGUGCGCGUGUUUUUGUUAACAUAUGUAAACAUCUUACUCAAGCAC